CUAGCCAGCUUCUUCCUUUGCUUCUAGAUCAUGACUCCCGAUGAUCAAAUGCCUUCAAUUGACCCAUUAAGCGAAAAACUUCUUCUUCUUGACGAAAAACUUCUUCUUCUUGACCCAGAAAAAGCGACAGUUUCAGACUUCCUGAGCAUCUUGUUUUCUGAAGCAAUAGAAGGCAGAGACUUUAUGAAGGAUACAAAAGCGACAGUGGCCAUUCUCGAGCGCAGAGGGCCCAUCUUUCUCUCCUUGGCGGGGCAGAUGUUUCUGCAAAGAGUAGCACCAGGCCUCAUAUCAUGGCUAGGAUCAAAAUUGGGCAUGUCCGGGAACAUGGAGGUCCCGGAGAAAGAAUUAAACAUCGAUGCGUCGACUAUCAAAACCCUACAAAAGAGAAAGUAUUUAGACCUGCCCCCUGAAGAUGGAAACGAUUUUUAUGUCAUAUGCCCAAAGGCUUCCAAAUUAGCAUAUGAGACCAAACCGAUCAUACAAUAUGUAGUUGAAAAACGUUGGAAGAUGAAUUUAUUGGACGCGAAAGAUUUUUGGAAUG
Ilex paraguariensis (yerba mate) is the source of this 541-nucleotide messenger RNA. NCBI's taxonomy places the organism in Eukaryota, Viridiplantae, Streptophyta, Magnoliopsida, Aquifoliales, Aquifoliaceae. The record is from the annotation of a GenBank genome assembly.